GCCCGGUACGCCUGGCUGCGGCUGCUCUAUCGACCUUGGCAAGACCCAGGCGCUGCGGGACGCGACCGGCCUCCCGGGGGAUGGGCCACCAGGAGCCCCCGCUGGCCCGAGUGCGGGCGGGAGGUGCGGCUUAUAUAAACAGGUUAUGUAAAGGGCUCAGCUGGCGCGAACACGUGGAGAGCCGCGGGAGCCCGGACACCCGGUUCUCCCCCACGGGCGCCGCCGCCACCACCACCCGUGCAGCAGCAGACUCUGGAGCACACACGGCCCGGGCCGCCGCCUCUCGCGCCGCUCCGUACCGGAGGCAGCCCUGGCCCGGAGCGGACCAUCCCCAGCCCGGGGCGCCAGGGGGGAAACGGGCCGCCCGGAAGUGGCGGGGCGCUAGCCAGGUCACAAUCCAAGGUCCCGCUCCUCCGCGUCCCGGGGCCGGACGGAGGGAUGAGGCAGGGGGGACUCGGGCAGCGCCGUUGCUGCUCCCCCCGCCGCCCGCAGCCAUGGAAACGGGGGAGGAGGACGGCGCCCGCAGAGGUACACAAAGCACCGAGCGGAAAAGGCGAAGCCCAGUGCCGCGGGCGCCCAGCGCGAAGCUGAGGCCGGCGGCGGCCCAGGCCAUGGAUCCGGUGGCGGCCGAGGCCCCGGGCGAGGCCUACCUGGCGCGGCGGAGGCCAGAGGGCGGCGGCGGGUCGGCACGGCCGCGGUACAGCCUGUUGGCGGAGAUCGGGCGCGGCAGCUACGGCGUGGUUUACGAGGCAGUAGCCGGGCGCAGCGGGGCCCGGGUGGCGGUCAAGAAGAUCCGCUGCGACGCCCCCGAGAACGUGGAGCUGGCGCUGGCCGAAUUCUGGGCCCUGACCAGCCUCAAGCGGCGCCACCAAAACGUCGUGCAGUUUGAGGAGUGCGUCCUGCAGCGCAACGGGCUAGCCCAGCGCAUGAGCCACGGCAACAAGAGCUCUCAGCUUUACCUGCGCCUGGUGGAGACCUCGCUCAAAGGAGAAAGGAUCCUGGGUUAUGCUGAGGAGCCCUGCUAUCUCUGGUUUGUCAUGGAGUUCUGUGAAGGUGGAGACCUGAAUCAGUACGUCCUGUCCCGGAGGCCGGACCCAGCCACCAACAAAAGCUUCAUGCUACAGCUCACGAGCGCCAUUGCCUUCCUGCACAAAAACCACAUCGUGCACAGGGACCUAAAGCCAGACAACAUCCUCAUCACCGAGCGGUCUGGCACCCCCAUCCUCAAGGUGGCAGACUUUGGACUAAGCAAGGUCUGUGCUGGGUUAGCCCCCCGAGGAAAAGAGGGCCAUCAAGACAACAAAAAUGUGAAUGUGAAUAAGUACUGGCUGUCCUCAGCCUGCGGCUCAGACUUCUACAUGGCCCCCGAGGUCUGGGAGGGACACUACACAGCCAAGGCCGACAUCUUUGCCCUGGGCAUUAUCAUCUGGGCAAUGAUAGAAAGAAUCACUUUUAUUGACUCUGAGACCAAGAAGGAGCUCCUGGGGACCUAUAUCAAACAGGGGACCGAAAUCGUCCCUGUUGGUGAGGCGCUGCUAGAAAACCCAAAGAUGGAGUUGCACAUCCCCCAGAAACGCAGGACUUCCAUGUCUGAGGGGAUCAAGCAGCUCUUGAAAGACAUGUUAGCUGCUAACCCACAGGACCGGCCUGAUGCCUUUGAACUUGAAACCAGAAUGGACCAGGUCACAUGUGCUGCUUAAAAUUCAGGGCAAAGCAUCUUGAGUGUUUUUAAACUAGGUUGAUCCUCGGGACCCGCAGUCUCAUCGUGUCUCCCACUGAGGACGGCAGAGGGUACAGGUGGCGGCUUGGUCUGUUGGUGAUCUCCCGACAGCUGGAUCUCCAGCAAUGUGAAGCUUUUGUUUGGGUUUUCCCCCCUCCUUUUAGUUUCGCUUAAUUUUUAAAAUCUUAUUUUAUUUUUUGUCUUUUUUUUUUCCUUUUUUAAUUUAAACGAUUAAGACUUCCGAAGAGCAGGAAGCUAUGCUGUGGAGAAACAACAUGGACAAAAAGCAUAUGUAUAAAUGUCAUUUUUAAUUUUUGUAAGGGGUUGGGGAGCUCUUCUGUUUUGUUCCUUUAUUUUCCCUCUGUUGUCUUUGUUUUCCCCAUCCCUCAGUUCUGCUUGGAACACCUCACUUCCCCAGAGAAGGCCUGCCUCUCCGUGAAGGGCCAGGGUGGGUCCCGGUCCCCAGGGUGGCAUGAAGACAGAAGGCAGCCUGCGGGCCACCCACCCCCGCAGACGCAGGCAUGCCGGACUCUGGCGGGCUGCUCCCGGCCCACCCUCGGGCCUUAGAAAUGGUCCGAGGCGAAGAACCACCUGGAAGAGGAAGACAGGGUUUGGCCAGGAGAACUCAAGAAAGAAAGUCUAAACUGCGGGUUUGUUCUCUUUCAGCUGCUGGAAGCCCUGGGCCUCUCCAGGACUCAAAGUGGUGGGAGUCCGUUCCCUGUUCUGCCCAUUAUAACAGGGAGCGCUGGGGGGGACAGAGGUGACUAUCCCCCACUUUCCGGCGGCCGAGCGCCAGCCCAGCUCUACAAGCCUACCUUUCUGUUAGUGGUCUCCCUCCCAGAGGAAGACCCCCCAGGAAAAAAAAAAAAAAACUGUUGUGCCAAGCCCCUGCCUGGGACACAGCUGGGUCUUCGGUGGGCAUCUGUCACUCCUGUGAGGUCAGCGCCCGUCACCUCCUGCCUCCUGGAUCGUCUCCUUCCCACAUGUGCCCGCCACACAUCCCGGUCGUCACAGAGACUGCCUAAGUCCCUGAGAUCCGGUUGUGACCUGGCCAUAAGAACAGGGUGUCCUGAACUGGCUGCCACUGUCCUCUGAUCACAGUGAAGGGUGUGCCCUGCAUACGGGCCCAUGGUGUCACAGCCAACGACAACGUCAAGCGCCAUCUCCCUCACCCCCAGGAACUUCCUGUUAGGUGCCCUCCCUCCGCAUACACAUGUCUGCUGGGGCAAGAAUGGACCCACCAAGAGCAGGGAGAGGAACGGGGUAGGACCCCCCAUCCCCCCCUGCAGCUGUCGGGUGCCCAUUUGUGGCCUGCCACCUUAAAGCUUCCCCGACGUGACCCUGUCGACCUCAGCACCAGCAUCUGUGCGGCCGCGGUCUGUGUGGCCAUCCCAUGCUCUGCCAGCACGUGCACAGCUCCCUCCCCUCAGGCUUCUGAACCUGAGUGUUUGCUCCCCAUCUCAAGGGCAAGUGGCUGGCCCCGUGUUGUCCCUCUCACCCGCAGGCUACUGGGGAUGCUCCAAAGCCUACCCCCCUCCUUACGGCCAAGCAGGCCGGGACUGGGGGAAAGGGGAAAGGAAUUCUUUUAUGUUUGUUUUUCAUUUUCUCUAAACCAGCAUAGGAUUGAUAGGGGAGACAGUUGGAGGGCAUUCAGCUGGUGUGUGACCAAGGGGGGCUCUCCCCACAGAGCAGCAGUCCUUUGGUCCUGGGAGUUUGGGAGAGAGCAACAUGACACCAACCCAAACUUGGGAACUCACCACACGUUUGCUGGCAUUCUCUCGCCUUUUCUCAGCCCCUCAAACACCAGGGCUCCUGCUUCCUCCUGGGCGGAUGGUUGGCCACGGCGAGCAGGGGUGCCUGUGGGAGCCAGGCCCUUCCCUUCCUUGCGAAAUCCUUCGUGCCCGCCUGGCGCCCCCCGCCCCCUUGGUCUCCUCUCUGGCUUCUUAGGUCACAGGACUGUGCCCUGAGCCGCCCCCAGGAGGGUGGGGAGCACAGUGUCCCUGACCACACUCCCCUUCUCUGCCCACCCCCCCACCUCCCCUCUGGGGCAGCAGAUGGGAAAAACAGCCCCCCAGUUCUCACCUCCGCACUCCCUGGCUGCAGCCCCCAUCCUCAAGUUCUUGGUGAAGGCUCAGGCCUAACAAGGUAUUCCUCGUGCUUCAACUUUGCCUCUGCCCUCCCCAGGUCUUGGAGCUGCAGCGGUCCCCCUUUGUUAUUUCUCUCGGCAUCAGUGUAGCCCCGUAUAGGUCACAGGAUGUCUCUGCCUUUUGGGCAAGGCAGGCAGCCUGGGAGGGGUAGCCCUUAUCUUGCAAGACUCAGCCUCCCCUUGCUUGGUGGCAGGGCCUCCUUCCCUGGCUCAGGAUGGCCAGCUCGUUAGCCCCAAGUGCCUGUCUCUCCCUCUUGCCCCCCCCUGCCCCCCACAGCCAGUGGACUAGCCUUGGUUGGACCCAGGUAGCUCCCAUCCACUUCUCAGCCACCUUCCCCCCCGACCCCGCGCCGCCCCGUUCCCGCUGUGGGUCAGCCUCCUGCCUCUUCCUGCCUCUCGCUCUCUCCACCUGCUCCUGGGGCCUGGCCACAGCUCUGUACCACCUCAUCUCAGCGCCACCACGUUCGUAAGGCCUGUCCAAGUUCUAGGAGUUUCCAAACCUUGAAAUAGCAGUCAUUCUCUUCUCCUUGGAUCUGUGAAACGGUUAGCCCUGAGCGGGGAGGUUCUGGGCCUGAGACCCGUGGGUCUUGAGCUCAGUUUCCCCCCAGCAAGAGGACUCAGCAAGACAGAUCAUAGUGCCUUAUCCACUACCCUCCCUUGACCAGACCUGCUGGCUCAGCUGGAAGUCCGUUUCAUCCUUCUCCCUGUCUCUGUCACUUAACCUUUCACUCCCACCCACAGAGAGCCACGAGGGAAGCAUCUCCCCUGCCCCCCCGCCCAUCCUUCCUCAAGGCCCGCGGCCAGGCCCAGGGCUCCCGCCACCACCAGGACACUAAGAGCAGCUUUAGCCAAGGACAGAACAACCACGUUUGCACCAGGUGGAUGCUCUCUGCCUCCCACUACCCAGCAGGCCCCUUGCCUCUUACCUCUCUAGCCAGGAGGAUGCCACAGUCCAUUCAAGACUGGCUCCGUCUGACCCCUCUCUGGGCACCAGGGACGAAGGGCGUACUAGGCCUUAGCCCCCUCUCAUCCCAGAGGCAUUGGGACAGGAGAGUGGGAAUUCUUUCCUCCCUCCCAGAUGUGGUUUGCCCCCGAUGGCUGCCUUUCUGAGGGAGUGUAUCCAAUGUUUACUUAAGAAAUACCCUGUUUACAGCUGGAGGAGAAAACGUGCCCAACACUGGCGGAGAUCUGACUCCUGAGGGGGCCUGGCCUCCUUUCUGGCACUGCCAGUGGUGGUCCCAGAGCGAAUGACGGCAGAGCCGGCAGGGGCACACGCCCUGCACCCCCUCUGCUCCCCCACCCCGCGGUGCUAAGACCACUCACCAUCUUCCUCGUAGCCUUCUUGCCCCUGGACAUUCCCCGCCUCUACCAUUCCCUUCCUCCAAGGUUCUCUGCUCCUUGACAUAUCAGCUGUCUCCUAGAAAACCAGUGUUUGGAGCAAUAAGAUUAUUUUUGCUUGAGUCUUUUUUUUUCUAAGAAAAGGUAAAGAGCUGGCAUCAUAGGAAUGUCCUUUCUAUGCUGUUGCACCCUACCUUUUGAGAAGACAGAUCGUAAUAGGAUGGAUGUCUGGGUUGCAGCCUCAGUAUCUUCUGGAAACUUGGAACAGCAGGAGUUGGGCCUGCACCCCCUAAGAAGGGGACCCCUGACUCUCUGCCCUUAACCUUCUCCCUGCUGCCUGGGCUCCUGGCCCUGCCCACCAAGGGCACCUGUCACCUCUGAUCCUCCUUGUGCCCCCCCCCAACCCCGUAAACACACAUCUGGGGGCACCAGUGGCUCCUGGGUUAUUGCUCCCCUCUGACUCCCUUCCCCUCCCUUGGCCUGCGUGGGGGCCCGCAGACAGGCACAGGGGUACUGGAGUCACCUAGAAACUGGCAGCUGGACAACAGCCAAGCCUGGGGCUGAGGCCGGGAGAUCGUCCCCCACCGGGCCGAGGCACGGCCUCCAGGAUGCCAGGCCCGUCUCUGAUCCUGCCUGCCAGCCUCAGAGGGCAGGGACUCCUGUCCAGAGAGAUGCCCACAGAGGGGAAGCAAGGAAGGUGGGACAGGAGAGUUGGCGAAUGUAAGCUUCCACAGCCACCAUCGAGAGGUGAAUCCACUCCCAUUGGUUGCCCGGAGGCCCCCACAUCUUUUCCCAUGAGGGGCCACAGGAGGAAGGCAGUUUGUUCAGGAACACUUUAAAGAACUCUUCUGUGCUGCAGGGGGGCCUGGGAGCAGGGGAGAAUGAAGGCCCCAAUCUAACGUUCGUGUGGGGCCGACUUGGGGGUGAGGGAGGCACCGAGAAACCCAGGCACAAAGUUAGCUUCAAAUACUAGUUAAUAAAUCUAUUUUUCUUUAUUUUCUUUUUUUGCACAGAAGCUGGUAAUCUAGGACCUACGUGUGAACAACUUUAUAUGAAUAUUUUUUGUACUUGGUUUACUUGGGUUGGUAUGAUACAUUCUAUUUAAGUUCCUUGAACACUGUGGAUCCCCUAAUGUGUAUGAAUGACUGAGGCUUUGUAAAUUAAGGGACGUUUGUGUGAAUAAAGUUAUUUGAUGGGGUCAAA
Messenger RNA from Ailuropoda melanoleuca (giant panda), 6407 nucleotides. RefSeq names its product serine/threonine kinase 35 (gene STK35). The coding region runs from base 81 to 1700 and encodes 539 amino acids. Gene Ontology annotation, molecular function: ATP binding; protein kinase activity. Lineage: Eukaryota; Metazoa; Chordata; Mammalia; Carnivora; Ursidae. The transcript has 4 exons. Gene Ontology annotation, biological process: negative regulation of G2/MI transition of meiotic cell cycle; protein phosphorylation. Gene Ontology annotation, cellular component: nucleus; cytoplasm. The record is from RefSeq and is a predicted model, not a curated record.